CUGGGCAGCGGCAGGGCAGCCGCGGCAGCAGUGGCGGCAGCAGCAAGUGGUUGGGCUGCGCAUUUCCUUCCCUCCCCCUUGGCCCGGCCCCGCGGUGCCCAGUGCGCGGCGCCCGCGGCUCCUCGGUCCUGCGCGCCUCCCCGCAGCCACGGGCCGCUCCCUUCCACGCCCGCCCGCCCAUGUCCCUGCCCGUGGUGCUCCCCGGCUCCUGCUGCCCGGUGGCCGGGCUCUCGGGCGGGCCGCAGGCCGGGGGCCCGGGCGCCACGGCCACCGCUGCCCAGGAGCCACCGCUGCCUCCCUUGCGGCCACGCUGGCCCCGGGCCGCGCUGCAGCCCCCGGUGCGGUCUCGCUGCUCUGCCACCGCCGCCGGGGUGCUGGCCGUGCCGCCCGCGCUCUCCUCCCGCCGGGCCGCCGCCGUCGCCCCGAGCUCCGCGUUGCUCCCCGGCCGUCCACUGCUGUCGCUCGGGCUGCUGCAGCUGAUCCUGGGGUGCUGCAUGGUGGCACUCAGCUUCGGGGCGCUGUCGCUGAGCAGCUCCCCGCAGGUGAAGAACUCGUGCCCGUUCUGGGCCGGCUCCUCGGUGAUACUCUCUGGAAUCAUAGGAUUAACAACUUGGAAACGGCCUAUGAUACUCCUGGUCAACCUCUUCGUGCUGCUCUCUGUGGUGUGUGUCCUCUUAAAUCUCGCCGGGUUUAUCCUGGGCUGCCAAGGGGCCCAGUUCGUGUCCAGCGUGCCCAGGUGUGAUUUGGUGGACUUAGGUGAAGGCAAGAUUUGCUUCUGUUGUGAAGAAUUUCAACCAGCCAAAUGCACAGACAAAGAAAAUGUCUUGAAACUCUUCCCGGUUCAGCCUUGUAGCGCGGUUCACCUUCUACUUAAGAAAGUCCUUUUUGCCCUGUGUGCCUUGAAUGCCCUGACCACCACCGUCUGCUUGGUGGCCGCCGCCCUGCGCUACGUCCAGAUCUUUGCCGCCAGGAGGUCCUGCAGCGAUGAAUCCCAGAUUUCUGCCGAGGAAGUGGAAGAACAGGGACGCAUCCCAGACCCCGACGACUUCGUGCCACCGGUGCCCCCCCCUUCCUAUUUCGCCACAUUCUACUCCUGCACACCCCGGAUGAACCGCAGGAUGGUUGGUCCCGACGUGAUCCCACUGCCGCAUAUCUAUGGAGCGAGAAUCAAAGGUGUGGAGGUGUUCUGUCCUCUGGACCCGCCGCCUCCGUACGAAGCUGUGGUGAACGAGACAGAACGGGAGCAGACGUCUUCAUUCCAAAUAUCAGAGGGGUCAGAAGCCGCCACCAGCCCGAUGGAACCGAUCGGCGUGCCGGUGACUCACGAUGGGAACAUUCCUAACACACCUGGGGAAGAAAGCGCAUCCACUUCAGUUGCCAACUCAGACCAGCCACAUCCCGGGAGAAGCCGGAGAGCCCUCCAGCCCACGAUGACAAGGUCGAAGAGCGACCCUGUGUUCCAUCCUUCCGCAGAGCGAGCCGCUCCCGUGCUCAGCUGCGAAGCUGCCACGCAGACGGAGGGGAGACCGGAUCUGGCGGCGGUGACCCUGAGGCGGGGUUUGCGACCCAGAGCUGCCAGGUGCAGGCCGCAGUCUCUGAUAGACUACAAGUCGUACAUCGACACCAAGCUGCUGGUGGCCAGGUUCCUGGAGCAGUCCUCCUGCGCCAUGACGCCCGACAUCCACGAACUGGUGGAAAACAUCAAGUCGGUUCUGAAGUCCGACGAGGAGCACAUGGAGGAGGCCAUCACGAGUGCCAGCUUCCUAGAACAGGUUAAAUCGUACAACGCGAUCCCCUGAGUGGAAGCCACAGGGGAAAAGAUACAAGUGGGCGCGUGAAGGAUCCUCUUAGACGUCAGGUCUCUCACGUGAAAGUGGAGGGCUGCAUGAGGUGGUCCUGCACCUGUGUUUCUGAAUGAAGGGACUUUCCUUCUGAUAAGAACUGGGGAUGGGCCACAUCUUCGAUUACCCACCUCUUUUUAAAAGCGGUCACCUUGGGGGCGUUGACUGCACUGCUCCAGGGGCGUGGGGUGGUGGCGAAGGCCGCGGUGCUACCUGGCUGCGUGCAGCCAGUGCCCAGCAGACACUUCCUGAGUUGAGAUGGGCUGAUUCUCAGGUCGCUACCAGCACCGGGAUCCUGGGUAAAAUUUCAAGGCAGUUUGACCCGAUCCCCUUCUCACUGUCCUUUCUGUUCCCCUUUCUACCUCCCAGUCGCUUCUAACAGAAGCCACAGUCAGAGUCUCUCCCAGCCCCUAGGGGAGCCCGAGAGCAGUCCGAUUCCUCUUACGAAGAGGUGCACGGGCCAUGGACCCUCUUGUCUGCUUUCUGAAAGAGUGGUUGGCCCAUGGCCCUGGGUCAGGCUCUAGGUAGUAUCCCACGUAGGGGAGACAUUUACGUCCGGGAGUCCCUGGUCUGUGCAAAACGUCACUUCCUGCCUCCUUUCCCCUGUGCAGCCUCAGUAGCCACUAAACAGGAGCGAGCAUUUGGCGUCACUGAAAGGCUGCCGAGCUCUGGUGAGGUAAGAGCCAGAGCAUCUGCCAUGCAGGGGGUCUGGACCUUCUGCCAAGCCCUGCUCGCUGGGACAUCACUGUGGGUAGAAGACAACAGGUGCUGUCGCCACCAGCAUUCACUGGGCCUGGAUCGCAGUUCAGGUGCUGGGACUGGUGCAGUAGACCUGGGCCAUCUGCUGGAGCCUCCCAGCGUUUGCACAUUCUCACUUUCUCUACAUUAUUAGGAUGCAUUUGUAGAUCCUCUUCAAGUUUCACCAAUUCAAAACCACUUCUCCUAACUUACACGUAACAACAGUCGAUAGCUAUGAAUGUGGGAAUUUUCUUCUUACUCAGGAAACAAGGACAGGCCCUAAAGACAGACAGAAUCAUGGAGUGUUAGCAAAUCUGACAUCUCAUCUCUUGGAGGGUUAACUUUUUAGUGACCUUAACGUCUCACAAUGGGCCCUGACUAGAUGGCUCAGUUGGUUGGAACACUGUUCCCUGCACCAGAAGGCUGUGGGUUUGAUCCCCAGUCAGGGCAUAUACCUAGGUUGUGGGUUCAAUCCUCGUACGGAAGGCAACCAAUCGAUGUUCUCUCUCACCCGUCUCUCUCAAAAUCAGUUUAAAAAAUCAUGUCCGUGGGUGAGGAUAAGAAACAAUUCUGAAUGGUGCAAACUAAACAAAACAUCAUCCCAACGAUUGCUCUAUGAUGUAGAUGCUAACCAAGCACCGGGCUUCUCCCAGGCCGCUGACAGUGUUGUAGGUCAUAGACGGGCUGUGCAGUGUAACAGACUUCUGUGCACUGGGCAGCUCUCCCCUCAUCCAUCCCAGUUGGGUGAGGGAUUUAUCAUGCUUUUGUCAUUUUUACAAAAUAAGUCAUAUUAUGUUGUCCUUAACGUUAUGUAUGUGGCACAUGGCCAAAAAUAGAUCUAGCAGUAGAACCAUUCUUAGGAGUUUUUACAAAUAAACUGGAUUAGUUGUUAUGUUGUUUAUUGAAGGGCUAUUUGAUCGGUUAGAAGCAUCACUGGUUUUGGUUGACAUUUUAUAAACUCAUUACCUGGUCACAAUGCCAAAUAACAGGUACCAAAUGUUUGAGUACGUUAGUAUGGCCUGGGUUCUGGUUGCAAGUACAGGUGUUGCGCCCCACUCCUCACUCACAUGUGCGGGGAGCUGGGAACCCGCGUCUCUGACAGGCUCCCGUCCCUUCUUGUGAGGCCACAGUGAAACUGGGGAAAGUGAUGAGCAAUGUUCAGGAUAAAGCAGGACAUUGCAAUAGAUGAGUCAGGGAAGUGAGGCAGGGCUACCUGUGAAACCACAGGACAUCUGAGGAAUGUGUUAGAAACUUGAGAAAAGAGGCACUCUGUUAAGUCUCUGGAAUUCCAUGUGGGUUCCACUUUGGGAGAACGCCCUCUUUUCUUCCUCAAGGCAACUAAGCAUCACAGGGAUGGACGUAGGAGGCAGACCCAGGACCUCCGGUGAAGCUUAAC
Messenger RNA from Myotis myotis, 3975 nucleotides. RefSeq names its product family with sequence similarity 189 member A2 (gene ENTREP1). The coding region runs from base 180 to 1799 and encodes 539 amino acids. Gene Ontology annotation, cellular component: membrane. The transcript is spliced from 11 exons. Lineage: Eukaryota; Metazoa; Chordata; Mammalia; Chiroptera; Vespertilionidae. The record is from RefSeq and is a predicted model, not a curated record.